Babjeviella inositovora NRRL Y-12698 is the source of this 2328-nucleotide messenger RNA. RefSeq names its product oxygen-dependent protoporphyrinogen oxidase (gene HEM14). Gene Ontology annotation, cellular component: mitochondrial inner membrane. Gene Ontology annotation, molecular function: protoporphyrinogen oxidase activity, oxygen as acceptor. The coding region runs from base 269 to 1948 and encodes 559 amino acids. The transcript is spliced from 2 exons. Gene Ontology annotation, biological process: heme biosynthetic process. The record is from RefSeq and is a predicted model, not a curated record. Lineage: Eukaryota; Fungi; Ascomycota; Pichiomycetes; Serinales.
GCCCCCUUUUGUACUGCAAUUAAAUGCUUAACGUUUAUUCAUUAGUAUAUAUGCGUAGUUUACAGCGAGACAUGCCAAUCUCCAGUCUCCAAACAGGAGUUUUCUUCAAUCUACAGCUAUUAGAGACGUAUCCCACAGCCGUGCAACCUUCUUAGCCGUGUUUAUUCCUCCACCAUGGCCACGCUCUUCGCCUGAAACGUCCCAUCAAGUUUUGUAAUCGUGUGGCUCACUGCACGUGAGUAUUCGAUCACCAACUCCUUGCCAAAAAAUGUCUCCUUCUGGAGGUGCGCUGGUAGGGGUACUUGGGGCUGGCAUCUCCGGACUCUCGUUUGCCUACUUUCUCCACAAACUCAGGCCAGAUGUCAGCAUUACCAUUUUUGAAAACACCGACAGGGUUGGGGGCUGGAUCAACUCGACAAAGUACGCCAUUGGUCUGGAAUUCGAGCCUCUCACAGUGUUGGAGAAGGGCCCCAGGACGUUGCGGGGUGUGAGCGAUGGGUCGAUCUUGAUCGUGGACACGCUUACCGAGCUCAACAAGGCCAAUUUGGUGCUAUCUAUGAGUAAGGACUCACCAGCCAACAGAAAGUACUUGCUAUGCGGCGAAGCGUUGGUGCAGGUUCCAUCAUCCUUCAGUUCGUUUGUGAAGUUCAUCAUGAGCCCGCUAGGUGCCAAGUUACCCCUCAGUGUACUCAUGGAGCCAUUCCGGAAGCCACCCAAGGAAGCGACUAGAGACGAAAGUGUGCGCUCCUUUUUGACUCGCCGAUUCGGGAGUCAUAUUGUGGACAACGUUGUGAGCGCGGUGUACCACGGAAUCUAUGCGGGGGACGUGUCGAAGUUGAGUGCGCGGUCGUUGAUGAAAGGGAUGCUCGACUUUGAGGCCCAGCACGGCUCAGUGCUCAAGGGUACCCUCAACAAGAUCCAGGCCAGCAAAAUGGAAAAGAAAGCGCUGAAACAGGCUGGGAAGCCGGCGUCGGUGUUGAGUGACGACUUGCAAAACUAUCAGUCUACACUUGCCCAGGGGAGAAACAUUCCCGCCUUGAAGACCAUUUUAAACAGAUUCCCCAUGGUUAUGGUUGCAAAUGGAUUGGAAACGUUGCCCCGCUUGCUUGCAGAGAAUUUACAAGCCAGCCCUAGGAUUGAGAUUUUGCGCAACCAGACUGUGACUGCGAUUCUGCCUGGGCAGACCAUUUCCUUAACUUCACUGGGAGAACAUUACGAGUUCCAGCACAUCCGCUCCACCAUACCAACCUAUAACUUGUCCCGGCUUUUGCCUCUAAAAUCUGUCAUUCAGCAGAACUUGGCUAAAGUGGAAUACGUCAGCAUCUUUCUCGCAAACGUUUACCUCCCGAGAAAGGAUAUCUUGAAGCACACCCGGGGGUUUGGCUACUUGGUUCCAAACUCGAGCCAGAAUAAUGAAAACCUCUUGGGGAUCAUUUUUGACUCUGAGGUCGAGAAGGGAAUGCAGAGCACGUUCACCAGAGAAAACACCACGAGUUCCACAGAAUGCUACAAGAUUCCCGAGGGAAGAGGCAACCUGAAAAGGGCCGUAGACACAGCAGAACCCUUGGAGUACACCAAACUUACCAUCAUGAUGGGUGGCCAUUUCUUCAACAAGCAUGGAAUUCCGUCGGACAGCAUCAAUCUAGCCGCCGCGAAGAACGUACUCCUUCGACACUUGAAUCUAGACGUGUCGCAAUACCGUCUAGUGGACUUGUCCAAGGGUGAAACCGCGGCCGGGGACAAUGUCAUCUACAUCGACUACAAACUCCACCGUAAUUGUCUCCCGCAGUUCAAUGUGGGGUACGCGGAUAACAAGGAAGGUAUGGAGGCGAUUCUUAACGACGAAUUCAAGGGGCAAUUGAGCGUUGGCGGUAUGGCCUUUGGUGAUGGAGCCGGUGUUCCUGACUGCGUCAUGAAUGGGUUCAGGGGAGCCUGGGGGAUGAAAUAAAAUAGGGAAAUCUUGUAUAUAAAUGCUAGGUUAGAGAUAGUGCCACAAAAUUUGCAUGGCUUGGGGGUCGAAUCAUGGCACUUUCAUCGUUGUCCUCUUCAAGAAUAUCUUUUAUAGAGGUUUGAAAAGUAGCCAAAAAGUUAUAGUUGGAUGUUAGACCAUAUUAUAGCUGAGAGUAUAGCUCCCAUACAGGGCAUCAGCAAACCCAUACAUCUAAAGCUCGUGGUGCCGAGGCACACGCGAUUAUAUGCGCCACAGCCUGAAAUAGACGAUAUACCCGAGAAGGGAUAAUAAGCAGACACAUAUAUCCAAGUCAUAAAAAAGCUUACAUGCUAAGGUUAUCUUAGUUGCAAUGACUUAAAAUAAUACUAGAUUGCCCG